Molecule: messenger RNA, 8624 nt
Organism: Porites lobata
Lineage: Eukaryota; Metazoa; Cnidaria; Anthozoa; Scleractinia; Poritidae
Source: the annotation of a GenBank genome assembly
AUGGAUCGAUUUUCUUGUUAUAAAGUUGAGUGCAGUCAUCUGUCCUUUCCAACCUUUGAACGCUACUUAAAUCAUAUUCGUAACUCUCAUAGCUUUGAACCUAACUUCAAGAUAGCAUGCACAGUUGAGGGAUGCUUUCAGACUUUCACAGUGUUUACAUCGUUCACUUCCCAUUUGUAUCGAAAGCACCAAGGGCACAUACGCUUAACGUCUGAUGAUUGUGGUCAAGAUGAAAGUACAUCACUUGUUGCCGGUGAACACCAAGAAGAUAUCUCACAUGAAGACGAUUCACGGCUUGAAGAAAAAUCAACAAGGAGCUUGUUUCUUUCUGUCGUAAAAAUGCAAGAGAUUCAUAUGUUGACAGACUCUGCUACUUCGGACAUCCUUAAUUACGUAAAGGAUGUUGUUGAUCAAAACGUUAACCAUUUUAAAGAACGUGUUCAGAGGUGCCUGUACAGUACCGCAAAUGAUCCCCAACCGCAAAUGAUCCCGAGACCGCAAAUGAUCCUCGACCGCAAGUGAUCCCCAAAGGCGACCGCAAAUGAUCCCGUGAAACUUGAGGAAUGGAAUGGAUUUUAUGGGACUGAUUACAAAAAAGGACUGAUUAUAAAAAAGGGACCUUUUCUCGCGCCUUCUAAAGAAUAAGGGAAGGAGGACGCUACAUCUCAGGUCAAUUUAUAGAAGGCGAAAAAAAGUAGAUUAAAUCUGAAAAGGAUAUGGUAUCAACCGUAUAUAAUUCUUCCUUUGUCAAUUGCUUCAAUUUUCUUUCAAGAACUGUUUCGUCGCUGAAAAUUUAAGACAGGCAGGACAUUACGCAGAAAAAAACUCUAUUCAGUUUUAACGCCCAAGCUCAACUUGUCUACUGACGAAUACAAAGCCGGGCACCCUCUACAUAACAAGAGCUUUAAUGACUUUACUGAUCUUUGUAGAAGUGUCGAAUUAAUUUUCAGAAUAUUUAGUUUUGAUUUUUCUCUGAAGUGUUAAUUUUACGUGAUAAACAGCAAGACAUUGGUUCGUAACUUAGGAGUGCCCCAGACCUGGGAGUGCCCGUUACGAAACAAGACAUGAUUUGAAAUAAACACACGUCAAAAUGCCCCCGAAUUUAUCAAUGUCCACAGGUUUCGGUUUAUUUCGAAAGAACAACUUGCUUACAGCUCAUGAACAUGUUGCGAAUAGUUAUAUUGACGCUUAUAUGUAUAUCCAUUUCUUGUGCCUUUGCUGCAGACAGUUACCAGGAAUCUAAACCUGGUAACGAGAAACGCAAACCCGAUGCAUUGAGCGGUAGUUAUCGCGUGACAAAACAUCGUGGGAACCGUCAGGGGCACCCAACGGCAAUUUUCGGGAAAAUAUAUGUUCGGAAGACGAUUUGAGAUCUAGAAUUUUCGGAGCAUUUGUUGUAAAAUUUCUUGCUUGCCUGCCUCUCCUAGGAUUUUCGAACAUCUACAAAAUGCAGUACAAAAUUGUAUACCGUAAAAUUCCGAAAAUAAGCCCCUCCAAAUAAAAGCCCCCCAAACUCGUAACGCAAAUAACCCUCCGUUAAAUCGCCCCUCCAAAUAUAAGCCCCCGGGGGCUUGUACUUGGAAAAUUGCCCUCAAAUACAAAGUAAAACAAAGCAAAAACGGCAAAUUUACUUGAAACUAUAAGUCUAGCCCAAUCGAUUUUGAAACGGAAAUUUCCCUCCGUGAAUAAGCCCCUCCGAAUAUAAGCCCCUCAAAAAGGGCCUUUGAAAAAUAUAAGCCCUGGGGCUUAUUUUCGGAAUUUUACGGUAAUUACCCAUUUUUAACGGAUUUUGACCCUAAAAAAGACCACCUAGAAUUUUCGGGAGCCUUUUCCUGGCUGAAAUUUUCGAGAAGGUAAGUUUUUAUCCCUAUAAUUUUCGGAUCACUAAACUUUCAGCUAGGAAAUCCGAACAGAUGAAAAGUUUUUAGGGUAUAAAAAUAUGCCUAUAUCUACCGUUUGAAUACUAAAAUACGUUCAACAAUGCUAUGUUAAGUGGUUUUGAACUGUAUCCUCGUUGGGUGCCCCUCAACCGUCACAUUCACAGAAAGUCGCUUAUAAUUAUUCGGAUCCAUGAGGCAUUUUAAAGAAAUUAAACAACCUAAAACCCUUAUUUAGCCGCAAUGAAGAGCAUCGCAUUUCCAAAAGAGGUCAAAGGAAAUGCUCUUGCAUUAAAGGACAAAUCAUGCCGACCAGAAACAAAAAUAACCGCAGAAAAUGCGUGUCAUGACCUCUCAGUAUGAAAUAAGCAGCAAAAAUCUCAUUUACUCAGUCAAAACGUUUUCCUUCAGAGGUAUAAUCUACCCGUCAGAGAAAAAUUCAUUGGAACAAGCAGCAUUUUGGCAUGAGGCAAAAGUCGUGUGUUGCCUACCGACUUCGUUUUUACACUUGAAUGAUUUCUUUUCAGUUAGUUUUUAUUCAUGUAUUUAUUUUAGAACUAAAAUUUAGCGUUUAAUCUAACUUUUUGUAAUAAUAAUAAAAUCGACACGAUGAUCCGCUUACUCGAGUCUAAGCCAUUCCUAUUUUUCUUUCGGGAUCAUUUGCGGUCGACUUUGAGGAUCACUUGCGGUCGAGGAUCAUUUGCGGUCCAUUUUGGGGAUCAUUUGCGGUCUCGGGAUCAUUUGCGGUUGGGGAUCAUUUGCGGUACUGUACAUGCCUAAAGGUAGAGGGAAUGGCUAUUGAUGAAGUCGAAGGGUUGGAGGAAGCUCUUGAUAAACCUACACCCUUUGAUAGUGCAUUUGAGAGACUUCAAACCGUGAGACAGAGAACAGAAUAUGCAUUAAAUACUAUGAAGAUGGUGGUAAGACUUUUGAUGUUUGUCUGUUUAAUACAUCAAGUAUGAGUCUGUUUUUAUGAAACGAACUGUCUAGAAAAUGACAUGAACUGUUUAGGAAAGGAAUGAACUACAAACCUUUUAAUCUUUAAUUUGUGCAUGUGUUUGUGUGAAGGUUUCAACUCAUAGCCCACCAGUGUAGACCCCAGUGGGGGCGGGGGAGAGGGGUGGCGGGGGGUACUCCGGAUUUCAAGUGACAGGGAUGAUUAAAGGAUUUUGGGGGGGGUUUGAAAUUUUUGAUUUCAGGAUUUUUUUUGGGAAGGAAAAUUUUGACAAGUAAUUUUUGGGGGAAGCUUGAGUUGAGUAGAGAGUUUCUGGGGUAUUCAAAACUUAUGUUUCUGGUUUUCGUCGAAUAUCAUUUAAUGCUUUCUGGAAAUUUUUAUGCCACAGAAAUUCAGCAUGAGAUUUUUUGGGCGCUUAAAUUUUUGUCCAGGAAUUUUCUGGGGUUUUGAUUUCUGCCUGCAUUCAAUCAUCUCCGUCACUUGAAAUCCAAGUACCACCCCUGGGAUGCAGAACAUAGUUUUCAGAUUCCUUUUGAGUUGUUUCCAAUCACAACACUGACUCUGCUGUUUAUUAACUCAAUACCCCUUACACUUUUCGUCGCACAUACAUACCUCCAUAAAAAGUAAAUUUGCAUAUAAUAGACAAGAGUAAAACUGAUACAUAUUUGGGCAUGACACAGAAGAGGUGGUAAUUUUUUAUUAAAUUCCAUUUUUGUGUUAGAGUUGUGUCAUCUUUUAACCUUGAAAAUACUAAUACUUGUCUGUUGUUCAUGCAGUUUUGGGUUUAACUUGGAUUAGCUAAGGGCUAAGGUUCAAAUUGCAGGGCAUUUUGUUAACCUACACACCAGCAAAUACUCCAUUUGAUACUAAAAUGUUAAUCAGCUGGGCUUUAAAUUUUCUUUAGGAGCCAGAAGAAGUUGUUCUUGGGGAAGAGGUUCAGUUCUACUCAUUUAAUGGACGGAGACGAUUUAAAGUCAAGAGGCACACUUUUCAAUAUAUUUCUGUCAUCAGUAUGCUUCAAGUGUUGCUGAAUCAAUAUGAUGUAUUCACUGAGGUAAAGUUUUGAACACAUUUGUUUAUAAUAUUUUUGAGAUUCAGUUUUGUUAAUGAACUAGGGCAACCUAUGACUUUCUUUUUGAUCAUGAGAAGUAGGGCUCAGUCAUCUUACUUUUUGAGGCAUCAAGUUUGUUGUGUAUAUUUAUGCAGUUAAUUUUUUUUUCAGAUUGAACAUGGUCACAGCAUGCCAGAAGGGAAAAUAAGAGAUUUCUGUGAUGGAAGCUUAUUCAACAACCACCCCUUAUUUUCUGCUAACUCCAAAACCCUUCAGAUAAUGACAUAUUUUGAUGAAUUUGAAGUGUGUGAUCCUCUUGGCUCUAAAGCAUCUAAACACAAAAUGGGUUUGUACACUACUAAACCUUAUUUUUAUUACUCUUUUGUAUGUUUUAUAAGGGAUAAAAAAACUGGAAGUGUGUAUUAGUGAGUCCUAAUCUGUUUUUGUUAGAGCCCCCUUUAUAUUAAUUCCAGGACAAAUACAGUUUCAUAUAUGCAUGUGUCUAGAUGAUGUAGGCAUUGCCUCUCUUUCUAUUUUGUUUUUGUUUUACUGGUAAAAAUGAAGCUUAUACUGCAACUUUGAAAUCAGUUCAGAUUUGACUCCUGCCCUAUGUUCCACUGGUCACUGAAGGAAAUAUGAUAAUGAUCAAGAUUAAUUUGUCAAUGUCUCCAUGAGCUGAAGUUGCAUAUCUUUAGUAUUUAAAGAAGGGUGCUAAUUAUGGAAUAUAUUUUUUCAUUCAUUUGAAUAAUAGCUGCAUUUUAUUGGAUGCUUGGCAAUCUCCACCCUAAGUACCGCUCAGUUUUGAGAUCAAUGCAGUUAGUGGCUAUUUGUCCCUCACGAUACCUUAAUCGAUAUGGAUUUGAUAAAGUUUUGCAUCGAUUCAUGGUAGAGAUCAACAUGCUUGAGUCUGUAAGUAUUUUUAAUGUGCAUUGAUCAUCUGAGCGAUACAGCCACAUCAGUCUUACUUCUGAUAAUUAUCUGAACUUUCUAUCUAUGGUCAAACUCAAGUUCCAAAAAUAUUUAUAUUUUCAAAGAAGUUCAGGAAUGAGGUUCAGAGAUCAGUAAUUUAAAUUAAGAGAGAAGUGACAGGGGUUUGAUCUGCCUUGCAUGAGGAUCUUAUUUUUCAACGUAAGGGUUGAUUUCCUGUGUCGCGUAAUUCUUACGCGUGUAUACAAGCAUAAAAUUUACGUUCGCAAAUUAAAUAGGGGCAAUACAUGAAAGGUCGCCCGUAACCAUAAAAGUUGAACCUUGCUCAACUUCUUGUCUUUGCUCAGCACUUUUUAUCUUGCCUCUGUUUUAUUUACGUGAUUAAAAUUUACAUGCAUUGCAGGUGCGUAGCCAAAAACGCGUCAGUGGAAAUCAACCUUAAAACUGCACCCAUUCUUUUACCAUCUAUUUAAUUCAAAUAAAAGUUGUUAAAAGACUAUUAAAAUUACAUUAAAACUACAUAACCUUGUUUAAAGGAAUAUCUUGGUGAAACUGUAUAGUUAUUUCAGUAGCAUUAGAAUCAAACUUACUAACUGUCAUAAAGGAGAAGUUACCUAAAUUGCCUUGUCAUACAUAUAGUUACCCUUACCCUUUUAAUUAAAUACAGGUUUAAUAAUGAAGUUGCCAUUUUUGGGUUAGGUCUUUGAAUGUCGCUUUAUUUUCAGGAUGCUGGAAUUCCUUUUGAAGUCAAUGGUGUGGCUAUACACUUCAGUGGUACAAUAGGACUGUGCCUGGCAGACAAUCUUGGUAGUCAUUCUUGGGGAGGUUUUAUGGAAAGUUUCAGUGCGUAUAGAAAAUGCAGGUUUUGCAUGGGAACUCCAGAGGAUAUACAACAAAAGGUACAAAUUAAAACUUGUAAUAGUUCAUGUCUUUAAUUAAACGCAUGGAUCUUUAUCUCAAAUCAGUUGUAGAAUCUGCAGUGGUGUCUUACUUAUUUUGUAGUUUACUGAGGAGGAAUUUGUACUAAGAAGCCGAAUUGGACAUGACCAUCAUCUGGACCAAAUUGAGGUAGAUCCUUCCUGUACAUCAGUUUAUGGAGUAAAAAGAAAGUCACCAUUAAAUAAAAGUAAAUAUUUUCACGUUGUGGAUGGACUUCCUUCUGACAUCAUGCAUGACCUGUUGGAGGGUGUAAUACCACGGCACUUGAAGUUACUUCUUCGGUUCUUCAUUAUGGAGAGUAAUUUUUUCACUCUUGAAAUGCUGAAUGAGAAGAUUAAGACAUUUGAUUAUGGCAUUGUAGAAACAUCCAACAGACCUUCAACUAUAACAAACUUAACUUUAAGUUCAAAUGAUGACAACCUCAAACAAUCAGGUCAGUGAACACCAGUCUACUGUAUGGUUAAAUAAUGUGAUUAUUUGAUAAACAUUGAAGACAACAGGAAUUAAUUAGUAAAUAAUGCAUUGAGGCUUCCAGUACCUGGUAGUCUUUCACUGUCAAGUCUAGCUCUUCAAUAGCUAUAGGCAUUCUUCGAUUGGUUUAUUAAAUCUGUUGUUGGAAAAGUUGGUAAUUUUUGAUAUUAUUUUAUUAUCAGUUUUGAUUUACAUUGACAGUGGUUAACCUCAGUAUAACAAACCUCUGUAACAUAAUGAAAUGUCAUAUAUAUAGCAAACAUAUUUGGCCAAUCCCUUGACCCUUAACAUUUCCUUAAAUGCUGAAGAGUCUUUUAUUUUGCUUGGUUUUAUAUAGCUGCUCAAAUGUGGUGCUUAGCACGCUACUUUCCUCUGAUGAUAACUGAAUGGAUUCCUCCAGAUAAUGACCAUUUAAUCCUUUUUUGCGAUUUGCUUCGAAUUGUGGAUCUAUGCUGUGCCCCUGUAGCAAGUGCCACCGCUGCAGCCUAUUUAAGAAUUCUUAUCAAAGAUUAUUUGCAAGAAAUGCUGUUGCUAUAUCCAAGCAAAAAUAUAUCACCUAAGCAGCACUUUUUGGUCCACUAUCCUAGACAGCUUGUUCAGUGAGUACCACAUAAUGAUUUACAUUAUUGCAAUUUUCUUUUUUCCUUUACUAUAUUAAAAUUGUUCACUCAAUAUAGGCGUUGUGAUAAACAAUUUAAUCUUGUCCGCAAGCUGCCUUGAACAUAAUCCCUAGCUUCUUUUGUAGGAAAGGAAAAGAAACAGAAAUGAAUGAACUUCUUAGCUGUUAAAUUCCCCCGCCAGGAUUCCAUGUGUCCCUGUUAGUGAAUCCCUGUUGUUUGUGUGCAUAUUAGCAUAAUUUGUGAAAAAAAGGUGAAUUCCCUUAAGCACAACUUACAACUCAAUAUUAAAAAAAGUCUUUUACAAAAUACCUGGAUUGGGCUUUUACAUGUAGUAUAGAUAUCGUCAACUUCAACGUUUUGUAUUGGUUGGAUUGGUAAUAACUAUUCUCUCAUAUAAUAUAAAAUGUUCAAUUUACAACUUUUAUUACAGAGUUGGUCCUCUUAUCAGACUGUGGUGUAUGCGAUUUGAGGCUAAAAACCACUAUUUCAAGAAGCUGGCAAGGAGCUCAAAGGGUUUCCAGAAUUUGUGUAAAACACUGGCCAUCCACCAUCAAAGGCUACAGUCUUAUUGGCUUUCUGUUGAAGGAGGAUAUCUACGUUCAGCUCAGGAAAAUGGACCAGGUUUCUUCACCUAGCACCUGAGACAUGAAUUCACUCACUGCAUAUUUUGAAUGUUUUUUUUUUCUGUUAAACCUGAUUGGCAAAUUUUUGUAUAAUUUAUUGCUGGUUAUAGUACUUAAACUUUAGAAGAACGAAAAGUAAAUAUCCUUUUAAAUGUUUUAUGUCUGAAAACGAAUUUGAAUAUGAACACUUCUUCAAAAAAGUGAUGGUGUUGGUAGCUUUAAUGGUGUUUGUAUGUGUAUGAGUGUAUGUGUGGAGGGUUGUGGAGUGGUAAAGGGUGUACAAGCCUUCUCAUCCGGAAUAACCUGUAAAAACGGUGGGGUAGGGUACCUUUUUUUUCUCUUUUCUACAUUUUGCAGUUCUUUUCACCCACUCAAUGCCAUGUACAAGCUAAAUGUAGGUCCCCACUCAGCUGGAUUUGUCAUACAAAAAAGGGUCAAUGGAAUGGAGGCUUGCAUUAACGUAUUUACUGAGUUUAUGUUCCCCAUUUUAUAUUGCAUCAUUUUAAGGGAGAAGCAUUGCUGUUAAUGAAAUGACAAGAGUGGGUCAGAAUGCUCUAUAUGGCCACUUUCCUUAUAUCUUACCAGAUACUAUACUCUACAGGUACAUGAAUGGGUAAAGGUAUUAUUAUUCUGAUGAAUAAAUGAAAAAUAAGAAAGUGUCUCAUUCAUAUUAUUAUUUUAUACAUUCCUGACUGUUUCAUUAAUUUAUAAUUUAUAAUGGGAAACUUAAUAAUGUUGACUAUUAUUUAAUUGCCUCCUUAAUUCAUAAUAUUGCAUUUACAUUCAACCAGGUAAUAUCUGUAAACUAAAAUACUUUUCUUUACAUUUUGCAGGCCAAAUUGGGUUCAGUGCUUUGGGACAAAGUACCAGGCAAGGCAAAUUCUUGUGAUUGGGCAUGAUGGCCUCCUGCCUCAGUUUCUUCAAAUUGCUGAAAUUCUAAUUUUACCAAAUGGAAGUAUAGUUUUUGUUGGAAACAAGUUAGGCACAGUCAGGCACAUUGAACAUCUUUGUUCGUAUGAGAUUUUAGUACGUAACGAAGAGCUGAUAAGUAGCUAUGAAGCCCUUAUCGAUCACCACCCUUUAUUACUCCACAGAGUUAAGGUUGGAGGUAUUGAGACACUUGUUGUGAGGAUGAGAUAUGACCUGGCAGAUGCUGUAUAA